Bursaphelenchus okinawaensis is the source of this 5405-nucleotide messenger RNA. Lineage: Eukaryota; Metazoa; Nematoda; Chromadorea; Rhabditida; Aphelenchoididae. The record is from the annotation of a GenBank genome assembly.
AUGUCGAGUACACGGGAAAGAUCCCGAGUCCGGAUUCGUUCUCUGCUAGGCAAACUGUUCAACUCAGGCUCUCAUUCCACGAUAGAAUCUGAUUCCAUAUCUGAAAUCGGGGCUCCUUACGAUGCGAUGCACAAUGUUCACGUUGGGUACGAUGGUCACACAUUCACAGGGCUACCACAGACCUGGAUGGAGAUACUACGCCGAGACCUCAGGUAAGGAAUUCUGAAUUUGAGAGAUUCUGUGUUUAGUGAAGCCGAACAGAAAAAGAAUCCUGACGCCGCCAUGAGGGCCAUCAAGUUCUACGCUUCGGCCAUGAAGGACAACAGGAUCGACAAGUUCAUGAUGAGGAAGUCGGUGUACUCAUCGGACGACGAUAAGGAGCUGGAUGUAUCUAAAAUGAAGCUGGAUGAGGGUAUGACUUAUCGUAAUAUUACUUUACUAAACUUACAGUUAAAGCAAUCACAGCUCAAAAGCCAUGUUAUUGUUUCAUAUCUUAUAGCUAUCAAGUCAGUGUAAAAAUUGUACAAAAUAUAAGUUUCAGACAGAAGUGCGACUCCAGAAUCCAGCAAAGAAUACAGCUCUGUUCCCACUCCACCUCCACGAUCUCUACCCCGAACUCAACUGGAUGUACCUCCAGUACCAAUCCCUCGUACCACUUCGAUGGAGAAGAACCACGAAAGUACCAGUCCUAAGGUCCCACCUCCACUACCUCCGAAACCUACUGUAAGUUGUUUUAACAUAUUGCUUAAGGUUUAGUCAAAAUCAAAAUAAUAGUUUUUAGUUUUACUAGCUAAAUUACUGUACUUUCAGUAAAAGUGCAAAAAAGUUUAAAGAGAAGUUUGUUCGCUUUUUUAAAAGUUGUAAUGGGGUUUUGAAUGGUACGAUUCGAGUUGUAAUACCUUUCUGGUUUAAUAAUGGUUACAAGAAUUAGUAGUUUUUAAUUUUACAAAAAUUUCCAGUAACGUACUCAUGGCAAAGAUAACAUAACUUUUAAUAACGCGGACGAGCCUUUCUUAGUUUGAUGGGUAAUUGUAAUUAGUAAGCGGUUUCUUUAAACUGGUAGGAAUAGGGUUUGGAACGGAACGCUUAAUGUGAGUGGAAUUUGAUCAGGUAGACCUUGUUUAUGGUCUGUGGCAGGAGGAGUUGUUCUCUUUAUUAGGCUAGGGUAAUAUUAUUUAUAAAGAUAUUAUUGUUGUAUUUUAAUUGUUUUGGAGUAUAUAUUAUUAUUCAAUGUUAUUCUUGGACUACCUUGCCUUUAACUAUGCUAUCAAAGUCAGUCUUCCUUAACUUCCUUUCUCUUAACUUAUCUCUCGACGACCUCAACUUGUGAAUCCUCGUCGAUUAAGCGGGUUCUUUGAUGUUUUAUGCAAAUUCGUUGGAACCGACGGGGCGGAGGCAACUCUAAUUUGUCGCGAGUCUCGAAGGAACGUGAUCGCUGGUUGUUGGAGCGGCGACUAAUCUGGUUAGCUGGACUGGAUCCCUGCCGUUCUUCCGGAAGAAUCCCUUUCGUUUGCUUAAGCUCCCCCACUUAACGUCACUAAUUAGAGCGUCGAUUACGUCUACUACAACAUGUUGUUGUUUUUACUUUCGCUUAAACCAGUCCCGCACAGUAAGGGCGACACCGCCGGACGUGGUUUGCGCUUUUACUGCGCUACUCUUACUCUCUCUUUUUGUAACAUGGUCGUAUGUGGAGUACCUCUUUUGUAUUAUAUUGUAGAUGGGAUGUCUGCCUUAUGGUUCGAGUUUUUGAAAUUUUUUUGAAAUUCACUUAUAUUGUAUACCUUUUACUCUGUGGAAUUCUUACAACGCCAACUUACUUGAUUGAUAAGAGCUUACAGUCACUCUCCCUUUCACUUCGUCUGCUGAUAGCGUGAACAAUAUAUUCAUAAAAAGAAGACAUUUCGAGGUUUUGGGGAGAGUUCAAAAAGAAAUGUCAUUCUUUAAUGAGCUGCGAAUCUCUGCGUUGUCGUCGUAUCUCACCUUUUCCGUAAACGCGAACACUUUAAUUAUCAUGCCCUCAGGUGUUUAUUCAUACCAGUUUCAGGCUGGGUUAAUUAGUUUCCCGACACUCCAGGGUUCUGUAACAUUCUCGGGAAGUUGGGCGAGAAGUGUACCGUGAGUUGUUGUCGAGCUGUUACUCUGGUAUUUGCGAAGAUUGUGGUCUUUGAGAAAGAGUUACCGCGAUUUUAUUGAGGUUCGUACCGUGACUUUUGGUGGGAAAGUACUGUAACUUUGCUGAAGGAGCUUACUGUAACGUUCCUUCACGUCUCUCGCAGUUUUUACUACGUUUUGAAUGUCUACGUUCGAAGCACGGUAAGAUAGUUGUUCAAGAAACCUUCUACAAGACGGCCGUCCGUAGCGUGAUUCUAUACCGUGUUUUGUGAAGCCAAAACUGUCAAGACGUUGGAUCUUGUGAAUCGACGUGACGGCCGCGGAUCUCGGAUCUGCGGCUUUGAAUCCGACAAGAUUUUUGACUCCACGCUGCCACCGUUCCGAGUUAGCGUUCAGUCACCGUUCGCCGCAUAUAUCGAGCACAUUACUUGGGUGAGAGUGCAUCAGGGGUUGAAUGAGUCAUUUGUUUGCAAUUAGAAGGACUAACUUGAACUUUAAAGGUUCACAAUAUUUCAUUAAACUUAUUUAGGACUUUAGAGAUUACCUAAUUUGCACUUUUAGAAAAAUUAUUGUUUCAAAAUUUUAAAUUUAGCCUAAAUUUAUAUAAAUUUAUUUUAUUUUAGAUUAAUUUAAUGUAUAAUACUAUUGUUUCUGAUUUCAGCACCUUAAGAACUCAAAUGCCUCCGGUUCUCAGUCUUCGUCGACUCGAACGUUGGGGCGAAACGAGCACAGUCUCGGCUCCACGGCUUCGUCGAAGCAUUCCAGCGACGAAGAACUAUCGAAACCCGUAAGUAAUCUAAUUAACUUAACACAUUUGACGCUGUAAACUGCUUAAUGUCUGAUUUGCAUAUUGUAACUUUAGUUUUUACCGAAUUUCGGUCGAAAAGUAAACGGAAAAAUACAAAAUUAUAAUAUGAUAUCAUGAUAGCUAUAGAGGGAAACAGUUUGGGGAAGAAGGAGAGACUUGACACAAACGAUUUUAAUUUAUUUUUGUGAACAUAACUUUACAAAGAUUACUUUGCUAUAAUGUUGCUCGUAGAUUGAUAAGAUGGCUAUUUAUAGAUCGACGAACCUCAGAAGUCGGAGAAUCACGAAUACAAGGCACCUUCGUUAGGAAAACCGGCUCCAGAAGCGCCUGUACGAAGGAGAACGGCGAAUGUGGAGACGGAAGAGAAGACAGAAGAUGUCAGACACAGACAUGGACAUAAGCUGACUGACCAACAAGUAAGUUUAUUAUCUUGGACGGAUUUAUUACUUAUUCUUGUGGGAAUCGACUGACAAUAAGCUCGUACUUUAUAUUCUAGGUUGUAACUUUAAUAUUGGCGAAAUCUUUUAUUCUGAAGUUCAUACGACUAUGUAUUUAUGUCUUUUAUGUAAAAAUUACUAGUUAGAUUUAAAUUUGGCUAGAAAUGAUGUUUUUCUAUAGAUUUUUUGAUUGAACUUCAAUAUUGUAGUAGCCUUCUUUCGCUGUUCUGAAGUAGUUUCAAAGCCUCUGACAAUGUUUUUCCGUUAAUCGAAAUCCCGAGAAUUUAUUUUGCACGCAUUUCGGGAUUUUUGGUUUUUCUGGAGAUUUUGCAAGAAUCCGCUAACGACGAUGAUCCAUCAACGUCAAGCAUCGAUGGUUGUUUCGAAGUGAUAUUGUUUUAGUUACGUCAUCCAAGCUUAUUUAUAUCAGAAAAAGUUGUGAUAGCAAUUUGGAAUUCACUACUUUAGUGUUUUAGCUUUUUUAUCACGGAAAUUCGGUCAAGAAGUAUUUAGAACUUCAGUAUUAGGGCUGAACUUUGAACAUAAUGAAGGUCAAGACAUGUUCCACUCAAUUCUUGACCCAAAUACUUAAAUAAAAGCUUAGAUCACAUACAAGAAUGUGUAAAAACAAUAUUACAAGGCAAAUCAUAUAACUUUAAAUAUUUUAGGUAUUGGAUGAGCUUCGGAGGAUCGUAUCUCCUGGAGAUCCUUAUGCCAAGUACAAGUUGUCCGAGAAGAUUGGUGCUGGUGCCACAGGUUCUGUUUGGACAGCACACAACUUGGUGACACAUCAGAUCGUUGCUGUGAAAAGAAUGGCGUUCAGGAGUCAGCCCAAGAAGGAGAUGCUUCUGACUGAGAUCAAGGUCAUGCAGCACUACAAACACAAGGUAGAGUAACAUUACGUACUUUCAGAUGGUACUGUCAUGGACAACAUUUAUUAACUUUGGUAAAGUACUAAGUUUCUCUAGUACUACCAUUUACUCUAUGGUAUUACUAGUACUGUUUUAAUCUACCGUAUCAUUUCAGAAUCUUGUGAACUACAUCGACAGCUACUUGAUCGGCGACGAUGACCUCUGGGUAGUGAUGGACUAUUUAGAAGGGGGGAAUCUGACAGAUGUGGUCACUCGUACUGAAUUGGACGAAGGUCAAAUGGCGGCUGUCAUUAAGGAAUGUCUGCUGGCUCUGAACUUCCUCCACAAGAACAGUAUCAUACACAGGGACAUCAAGAGCGACAACGUGCUACUGGGCAUGGACGGUGCUGUGAAGCUGACAGAUUUUGGGUUCUGUGCUCAGCUACAGCCUGGGGCUAACCGGUAAGAACUUUCUUUCCAGUAUUAAGGCAGGUAUACAGUAUCUGAGCAUAUGUGUAUACUAAGGUGUAACUGGUAGUUCUACAUUGAGUAUGUUAUGUACAUAUAAGUCUUUUUAUCUACGUCCAAUGUUUUUUACAGUACUUAUAAUUUUAGAAUUACUGUAAUUGGUACCCCCUACUGGAUGGCCCCAGAGAUAGUAAACAAAACAAAAUACAACUUCAAGGUUGACAUCUGGUCAUUAGGUAUCAUGUGCCUGGAGAUGAUCGAUGGGGAACCGCCCUACCUACAUGAGACACAGCUAAAGGUAUGUUGUUGUAAAGUCGAUGACUCAAGGGCUUCUGUUUGAAGUAAAUACAUUGAUAUAGGCUUGAAAAAGACAUAAAUUAUCAAAAUUAUCAAUUUUGACAUUUUUAAAUGUUUUACAGUAUCCUUACAGUACUGUUUCACCAUAUGCCAAUAGUAGAGUACUUAGGUAUAAAAUCAAAGUAAAUUUACAUUAUUAUACCAUUUUAGGCCAUUUGGUUGAUAGCCCAAAACGGAAAGCCGGAGAUCAAGAAGAAGGACGAAUUAUCGACCGAAUUCCUCAGUUUUAUCGACCGAUGUCUGGAUGUGGACCCGACCGGUCGAGCGGAUACAGAAGAACUCUUGGAGCACCCCUUCCUUCGAAAAGCGAAGCCCUUAAGCGCUCUCAUCUCUUACAUUAAGGCGGUCAAAGACUUGAGGAGUCAACAGUAG